This is a messenger RNA of Aspergillus homomorphus CBS 101889, 1621 nucleotides long. RefSeq lists its product as uncharacterized. The transcript has a single exon. The record is from RefSeq and is a predicted model, not a curated record. Lineage: Eukaryota; Fungi; Ascomycota; Eurotiomycetes; Eurotiales; Aspergillaceae. The coding region runs from base 309 to 1592 and encodes 427 amino acids.
AAUCUCUGGACUCCUCUUUCUCAUUGACUCUGUACGACUUUCAUUGCCUCUCAAAGAACUCAACCUCCUUCCUUUGGGACUUCUUUCGUGACCGGUGCUGGUUUCCGGUCCCUGAUAUAUCCUUACCUCCCCCCGCCCGCCGCCCUCUGUCGUGACGUCCUCCCUUGCAUACUGUGCUACUGAUCCAUACGCUCUUGAGCCAUGAAGAUAUUCCCCUGACUGCGUGAACAAAAAGCUACACAUACACAAAUUUGCGACCUUUGAUUCAACCCUUCUCCCUACCUCCUGUGACUCCAACGAUAUCCCUGAUGGCCGUUCCCGCCCUCUCCACCAGCGGAUUGAUCGAUCCCACGAAACAGGCCGAAUAUCCUAUAGUGCUGGGCGACAGGCUCGCUGGCAAGGGCUCGUCAGACUCGCAGCUGGUUAAUAUCCAAUAUAAUUACAAAACCAAGUCUGCGACCGCCCGGUCCGUUAUUUCCCGAUCAAGGCAGUCCCGCGAUCGUUACAACCUAACGGUCACCGACAAAGCACCGAAUGCUGAACAAAAUGUGUUGACCUACGCCUAUCAAGGUAGUGUAGACCCGACACGAGCUGCACCGGAAUCAGGGGAACAUAAUCUAGUCUUGGUUUUUGACGCCAAUCGGAAAGUGUUCGUACUAGAACCAGUAGCGACACAGCUCAACUUCAAUCUCCGGUCGGCCCCAGCCAAAUCACACAAGCAGGUCAUUGAGCAAUAUGAACAGCUACGAACAUUACAGGAGGAGGACCAUGGAUUGGGCGACGAUCGAGGGUCUGACAAUGCCAGCGGUAACGAUGAUGGUCCGGCGGAUGACAGCAAUCCAUAUGACUUUCGUCAUUUCCUUCCAAAGGAGAAUACCGACGAUGACAAGUCUACCUCGGAUAUCAGCACCGGCAAAGCUGCGACACCGUUGAUGCCUGCAGUCAAACCAACUCCAAGUCCUAAGCCUAUGCCGGGCAAGCAGAAGCAGCGAGAUCCGCCGCUUCGGAAGAAGGAGCGGGCAGAGGCGGUCAAACCUCCGAAAUCCACCCCGAUAAAAGCGCCUCCUAAAUCUCCGGUUCGGGCUGAACGCAAAGGGCCCGAUCGGAAAGUGGCCCCUGAAGACGAGACGCGGACAAAUACAGCGAAACCUUCACCAGCUGACACUGGACUUGGGUUGGUCUCGUCUCAGAUCACCGAGCCUUCACCGGGGUCAAAUAUCAUCAUUGAUGGUGACCUGAUCAUUGAGAUGGGGUCGCCGCGGCCGUCGAGAAUCGACACGACCUACUUCUCCGAUACGCACACACCGGCCAGUGACGAUCCCGAGGACGAUGAAGAUGUUGAUCAUCUCCGGCUCCCUUCUCCGGCCAGACACGGCAAGGCACCUGCAGUUCGCGAGCCCGUCUCUGUGCCGCCCGCAGAGGAGGAUGAACUGGACGAUGAUGAUGCCUUGGCUGCUGAGAUGGAAGCGGCUUUUGAAGAGAGUGCACGAGAGGAAGAAGAGUCGCGUAGCCAACAAUCACAGCCACAAUAUUCGUCGCAUCUAUACCACGCUCCAAGUGACGAUGAGAGCGAGGUUAGUGAGGAGGAGUGACCUUGUUGCAAUUAGAGCUCCUGUUUAUC